CUACAAUCCAUGAAUGGCGUAAACAAAUAUUUUCUUUUCUAAAACAAGACUUCCUUGCUCCUUUGACUAGAUGUUCUAGAUAUUUUUAGAGUUUGAGAAGUCUGAGGUCACGAAGAAAUCCAAAUAUGGGAAAUUCCAUAAAACCGCACAUUGACAGAGCGGAAAAGAGUGGUGUCUGUCAGCUCUGUGGGAAGGGUCUCUCAGAGUUUCCACCAGACCUGAUGAAAUUAACUAAAAACCUGAGGACCUUAGACCUAUCUGAUAAUAACAUGACAAUGCUGCCAAAGGGUAUUGGACAAUUCACUAUGCUAAGGAGUCUUCUUAUUAAUAACAACAGGCUAGCUGCAUUGCCUGAUGAAUUUGCAACUUUGUCAAAAUUAGAGACAGUUUCCCUGAAUAACAACAGAAUUGCAAGUUUGCCUUCAUCGUUUGGAAAGUUGAGAUCACUAAGAAGUAUCUCAUUGUGUUGCAAUGGUAUUAAAAGAUUCCCACUAGAACUGUGUUCCCUUAAACAGAUUGAUGUGGUGGACUUGUCUCAAAAUAAGUUGUCAUGUAUACCACAGGAAAUCAGUGCAUUGCAAGCUAUAGAGCUGAAUAUUAAUCAGAAUCAGAUAUCAACAGUACCAGAAGCUAUUGCCAGUUGUCCUCGCUUAAAAGUUUUAAGAAUGGAAGAAAACUGUCUUCAAUUGGAUUCAAUUCCACACAAACUAUUGACUGACUCACAAGUAUCUCUACUUUCUGUCGAUGGAAAUCUGUUUGAAAUGAAACAACUGCAUGAUCUGGAUGCCUAUGACAAGUAUAUGGAACGGUACACUGCUACAAAGAAGAAGUUCCAGUGAAGAUAUACAUGGAGUCGGCAGGCGGUGAAGUGAUUUUGUGAACUGUAUGUUGUUAUAUAUAUAGGGAUCAGAGGAUCCAAUGAGUUAGCCUGUAGUCAUAUUUAUUAAAACCCACAAAUGAGUUUUUAGCUCCACUGACGACUUUGUCGAGUGGAGUUUAUCAUAUGAGUGAUCGUCGUCUAUGUGAACUUUUUACUUUUUCGACUUACUAGUAUUCUUGAAAACUACAAUUCUUAUUGCUUUGAUUCUUGAUGUAUAUGUACCGUGGGCAGACCUCUCUUAGAUUUGUUCAAUUUGCGAUGAUUCUCUAAAUUUAAUGCCUAUUUUUGGUAAAAAGGAAUAUUUUUGACUUCUUGUUGAAAAGUCAGAAUGUUUUGAUAUCACAUAUAUGGGCACCUCAUAUGGAGCUCUCUCAGAUUUGUUCAUUCGUGAUGAUAUCUUUAAUUCUUUAUUUUUGAUGCAUAUUUUUGUCAUUUUUAGUAAAAAGAAAUUCUUGUCAAAUAGGCCUCUCUCAGAUUUGUUCAUUUUCUAAUGAUAUCUUCUGUUCUUUAAUUGACACGUGCAUUGCUAACAGCGGAGCUAUCUCAGCCGAUAGGCUGCUUGUCUUUAUAUUAUAAAGGUCGUAUUCAUCCUUCUACAUCCACCUUUUAGUGUUUUUCAGUGCGAUCAAUAUUUGUUUCUGUCUUUAAAUUUUGUAGUUCCGUGUUUGUGCAUCAUCACAUUGUAUUGUACAAAUCUUCUGCAUAAUUUCAACAGCAAAUAAAUUGUAUUAGUAUUAGUAAGUGCAUGAUUAAAGAAUCUUUUCUAUGGACAAACUAA
Saccoglossus kowalevskii is the source of this 1658-nucleotide messenger RNA. RefSeq names its product leucine-rich repeat-containing protein 57-like. Gene Ontology annotation, cellular component: cytoplasm. The record is from RefSeq and is a predicted model, not a curated record. Gene Ontology annotation, molecular function: protein binding. NCBI's taxonomy places the organism in Eukaryota, Metazoa, Hemichordata, Enteropneusta, Harrimaniidae.